AGACAGGAUCGGUCCAAAGUUCACAGAGAGCAGACGGAGAGACACGACAGAAGGCUGAGCAGAAAAGACAAAGGGAUUUAAUGUGCCGCUAACAGUAAAACACCUGCAAAGUAGAAGAGGAAGCUGCGAGACGAGAAGUUCAUCAUCUGUGGGAGACGUCGCCGCUGACUGAAGCAUGGACAUCCUUGAGACAGAUGCUUAUGACAGGAGGAAGAGGAGGAACAUGUCCUGUGCUCUGCUUGUGUCUCUCCUGCCUUUCUUUGCGUCCACAGCGCUGUACUUUUACCUGUGGACUCCAGACUCUCCUGCAUCCAUCACUUCAGCAGGUGUCAAAUCGGCACCAAUACUGCUACUGGCAGCAGCGGUGCUGAGCUGGAACGGAGGUCAGAGCGUCCUGGGGGUGGUGGGGGGACUGUUCUUCUCUGCGGUCGGCGACUGCUGCCUCAUAUGGCCUGAGCAUUUUCUGCACGGAAUGGGCGCGUUUGCUGUGGCUCAUCUACUGUACGCAGUCACCUUCCUCACCGCUCGUUACGCAACAUACUCUUCUUCCUCCUGGAACCGCUUCCUGUAUGUGAUCCUGCUCAUAGUGGGAGGAGGCUUCUACACCUACCUCUACCCGUUCCUGCAGAAGGCGCCAGACUCCGAAAUACUAACUCCAGCUGUGGGGAUCUACGUCUUCCUCAUUACUUUAAUGGGCAUUUUAGCCAUCAGAACCCGCAACACAGCAACACUGUUAGGGAGUUUGUUCUUCAUGGUGUCUGACAUGUCACUGGCUUUGCAACUUUUCAAAGUGGUGGCACCAAUGAAGCACGGGAACCUUAUCGUCAUGGUGACGUAUUAUUUGGCACAGCUCCUUAUAGCUGUGGGUGACGUGAAAGCAACAGAGAACAAAGAUGCCUUUGCAAAAUGGAAGACGACCUAAACAGAGUCUCUGAGGCAUCACAUAAUUCACUAUGUUGCCCUAAUAUUUGCUUUUUCUAGAAAAUCCAAUGAAGAAAGAAGACAAAACACACACCGUAUGCAGGUCUCCUAUUGGUCAGAACUGACAGUUACCUGCUACUCUACACUGGAAAAGAUGGAGCAUAUGAGAAUCUCACAAGAUGUGUACUUAAAAUUUUAAUUAUAAUAUCAUUGUCAUGUCAAAAAUAUAAACGAUGUCUACAAACAAGACUGUGACAAAAUAUUUUAAUCUGUCAUUUUAUGCUGCAUCCAUGUUUGAGUGUGUGUGGUGUCAGUGUUUUCCACUUGUGAGCUGUUCGUUUCAUGUAGAUAAAUACUCCUGUUUGUUUUGUUAACAAAUAAAUGUGGUGAAAACACAAACACUGGUAUCUGUAUUUGAAGGUUU
Betta splendens (Siamese fighting fish) is the source of this 1345-nucleotide messenger RNA. RefSeq names its product transmembrane protein 86B (gene tmem86b). Lineage: Eukaryota; Metazoa; Chordata; Actinopteri; Anabantiformes; Osphronemidae. The coding region runs from base 176 to 922 and encodes 248 amino acids. The record is from RefSeq and is a predicted model, not a curated record. The transcript is spliced from 3 exons. Gene Ontology annotation, cellular component: membrane.